This is a messenger RNA of Ylistrum balloti, 1479 nucleotides long. RefSeq names its product neuronal acetylcholine receptor subunit beta-3-like. Gene Ontology annotation, cellular component: synapse; membrane; neuron projection. The coding region runs from base 1 to 1479 and encodes 492 amino acids. The record is from RefSeq and is a predicted model, not a curated record. Gene Ontology annotation, biological process: regulation of membrane potential; monoatomic ion transmembrane transport; signal transduction. The transcript is spliced from 6 exons. Gene Ontology annotation, molecular function: neurotransmitter receptor activity; transmembrane signaling receptor activity; extracellular ligand-gated monoatomic ion channel activity. Lineage: Eukaryota; Metazoa; Mollusca; Bivalvia; Pectinida; Pectinidae.
AUGUGUUCGUUUGUGGAUGAGGUGGCUAUGAUUGACCCUUUCAAAAGCAUUGAAGAAAUACAUAACAGGGAUAUUGGUUAUCUCAUACUGUUCGUGACGCCAUCUGCAAAUUCGACCAGUUGCGUUUCACAUGAUCUUUUGCUACGAGAGCCAUCUUUCCAUAAAUCCCAAUCUGCUACUGCCCAUGAUGUCGGCAAAUUGCAUGACGAUUUGUUUAAGGACUACCGGAAGUCAGUCCGACCAGUUCGGAACCAAAAUGAUGCAGUCAUUCUCAACAUCUCUUUCUUUAUCAUCAUGAUACAUGAUUUGGAUUUGAAAAACCAGGUUUUGACGACAAACGCGUGGCUAAGAAUAACAUGGCACGAUGAGUUUUUACAUUGGAAUAAAACAAAGUACGGAGACCUAACUGAAAUAUUGGUAUCAAGAAACGAGGUGUGGACGCCAGACCUUCUGGUGGAGAACACGGCAUUUGGAUACCAUCCCCUGGGUAUAGACCAAAUGUUAAUCAGCCUUGACUCAGAAGGAACUUUGAUUUGGGAACCUGGUAUUGUAAUGCAAACAAUAUGCGAGGUGAAUAUCGCCAAGUACCCAUUUGACAGCCAGAACUGUGCAAUACGUGUGAUGUCUUGGAUGCACACAAACAAAUCAAUGAUUGUUGUUGUAGAGAAAAACAGUGUUGACAUAACAGGUUACUACCCUAAUGGAGAAUGGGAUCUGUUUACUACUUCCGUGAAGGCGUAUUCCCCCGAGGACGGGUCCUAUAACAGCGGGGAGAUACUCCCCGGGGCGGAAGCCAUAUUGGAGCUAAGACGUCGGCCGGUGUACUACAUCAUCUCCACUAUAUUACCAAUAUCAAUGCUGUCACUACUUAACGUUCUGGUGUUCAUGUUACCCAUGAAUACAGGCGAGAAGAUGACACUUGCUGUUACGGUCUUACUCUCAUUUACUGUAUUCAUGAGUGUUGUCAAUGACGUCAUGCCGAAAACGUCAAACAGCAUCUCCAUAUUAGCCGUUUACCUGACAAUUUUGCUAACUUUGAGUGGACUCUCAGUCGCAUCUACAGUGAUGGUGCUUCAUUUCCACCAUCGGGAGAAGAAGUCAAGAAACCAAUACGUCACUGAAAGGGUUGAUGACGUAGUACACAACAGCCGUUUGUAUAAGGUUUGUCGUCCUAAUUCAAACAACAAUCGUAGAAAAACAACACAAAUAACGAAGAAUGGACUGAGACCAUCAACAGAGAAACUCCUGCAGGAUUACAUGGAGAUCGAUGACUCUGAGGCUAAUCCUGUUCCAGAAAGCUGUUGCUUGAAUUGUGCGUCUAAAGUGACGAAGUGGCAGUGUUGUAUGAGAAGCAGAAGAUCUCGAAAAUAUCUAGGGAAGGAGUUUGCCCAGAAACUAGAUAAUGUAUUAUUUUGUAUAGUCACAAUACUAACAGUGCUUUCCACAGUCAUUGCCAUGAUAUUGCUGAUAUAUUGGUGA